GGGCUGAUUCCCCGGUGUCCCCCUGCCCGGGGCUCAGUCUGGUCCCGCGGCCGGGAGGGGUGGCUGAGUGCGCCAGACGACGCGCCGCCGCCGAUGGGAGCUCCGUCCUGCGCCGCCAUGCACGCGCCGCUGCUCGCGCUCGCCGCCGCGCUGUGGGGCUUCGGUUCAACCGGCGGCGCGCCGACCGUCACGCGGCCGUUCACCGACUGCGUGCACAGCCGCGGGGACGGCGGCUUCUACCAGGGCGCCGUGGACGUCACGGAGUCCGGCGCCCGGUGCCUGAACUGGACCACGGUGGCCGGCUUCGAGGCGCGCCACCCGGGGAGGGGGGUCGGGCCGCACAACCGGUGCCGGAACCCGGACGGCCGGAUCCGACCCUGGUGCUUCUUCAGGACCCCCCGAGGCCGCGUGGACUGGGGCUACUGCGACUGUAAACAAGGCUCGGUGCGUCUGCAGGACGGCCGCUCCAAGCUGGAGGGCCGGGUGGAGGUCUACCUGGGGGGGGUGUGGGGGUCCGUGUGCAGCGCCACCUCCUGGGGGGACGAGGACGCUGCAGUGGUCUGCAGGCAGCUGGGCAACGGGGUGUCGGGCCGAGCCCGCCGGGUUCCCCUGUCCGGGCCGAGCGCGGCGCCGCUCCACUGGAGCGCCGUCCGCUGCCGGGGAGACGAGCCGGACCUGCUGCAGUGCUCCAGGACCGCCUGGACCGGAGGGGCGUGUCCUCUGGCCGCGGCCGUCACCUGCACACAGCAGCCAGCUGUAGUGGAGCUCCCCAUCCGGCUGGUGGGAGGUCUCUCGGGGUCAGAGGGCACGGUGGAGGUCUACCACACGGGCCAGUGGGGGUCCGUAUGCGACGACCAAUGGGACGACAGCGAUGCAGAGGUGGUGUGUCGACAGCUGGGGCUGAGCGGCGUGGCGAGGGCCUGGGGCCACGCCCACUUCGGGAAGGCCCCGGGCCCCGUGUGGCUGGACGAGGUGCACUGCUCCGGCAGCGAGCUCCGGCUGGAGGACUGUCCCCGAGCCGCCUGGGGGGAGCACGACUGUGUGAGGGGGGAGGCCGCCGGCGUGGCCUGCAGCGCCCCCACAGACGGCUCCGUCCGAUUGGCCGGGGGCUCCAGCGGCGUGGAGGGGCGUGUUGAGGUGUUUCACGGCGGUCGCUGGGGAACCGUGUGUGACGACGGCUGGACGGACGCCAACACACACGUGGUGUGUCGACAGCUGGGCUACAGCUCUGGGGAGACCCUCCUCUCUGCAGGUCCGGCCCCCCGGGGCCCCGGUCCGAUCCUCCUGCACGGUGUGCGCUGCUCGGGGGGCGAGGCCGGCCUCCUGCUGUGCAGCCGGGGGGCGUGGCUUCAGCACCAAGGCCCGCACCACGAGGACGUGAGCGUGGCGUGCAGCGCCGAGACCCGCCCCCCCAGUGUGCCGCUCAGGCUGGUGGGGGGGGAGGGCCCGGGGGAGGGCCGAGUGGAGCUGCACCUGUCUGGACUGUGGGGCACGGUGUGUGACGACGGCUGGACCGACCGCGAGGCCCAGGUGGUGUGUCGACAGCUAGGAUACAGCGGCGAGGCCAAGGCCCGCGUGAUGGCCUACUUCGGGGAAGGGGCGGGGCCUAUCCACCUGGACAACGUGAAGUGCGGCGGCGAGGAGCGCUCCUUAGCCGACUGCAUCAAACAAGCACCCGGCACGCACAACUGCCGCCACAGCGAGGACGCCGGGGUCAUCUGUGACCACGGGGUCACGCCACCCGGCGCCCGGGAGGGCAAAGGCAUGGCAGCAGCCCCCGUCAGUACCAGGUCCGGCUGGGUGACUACCACACUCUGGUCCCUGAGGAACACGAGGUGGAGUUCGGCGUGGAGCAGAUCGUGCUCCACCCACGAUACCGUUCCCAUAGCAACGACUACUUACUCACCCCAGUGCCUGGGUCUCGGCCCGCGGGGCUGA
Molecule: messenger RNA, 1938 nt
Organism: Pseudoliparis swirei
Lineage: Eukaryota; Metazoa; Chordata; Actinopteri; Perciformes; Liparidae
Product: neurotrypsin-like
Exons: 10
Coding region: 94-1938 (614 amino acids)
Cellular component (GO): membrane
Source: RefSeq, a predicted model, not a curated record